Dalotia coriaria is the source of this 6038-nucleotide messenger RNA. Its product is annotated as synaptotagmin-16-like. The transcript is spliced from 10 exons. The coding region runs from base 479 to 2134 and encodes 551 amino acids. Lineage: Eukaryota; Metazoa; Arthropoda; Insecta; Coleoptera; Staphylinidae. The record is from RefSeq and is a predicted model, not a curated record. Gene Ontology annotation, molecular function: phospholipid binding.
AUCUUGGCUGUGACCGGGGUUCAGCUUCGUGCUACCCCGGCUGCCGACGGGUGGCGUUCGAUCCGCAUGCGCGCCGAGCACGCAACAUAUUCUACACACACCACCGUCAGUAGAUUCCGAAAAUCGUGCGAGGUUCCUGUCGUCCUCUCACAACACACAAACUCUUGUACACGACGCAACGCUCGGCGAUUCGUAGUGACCCUUCGUAACCCUAACAAUUCGACUAAUAAUUAGUGAUACCACACAUCAUAAACAAUCGCUAGCUGCAGUAUAAAACGGUGCAGUGCGUCGUUUGUUAUUUGCAAGACAUUGUAGUGCGUGUUUGUCUGUUUUCUUUUCUUUCACACUGUUUUUGUUAUCGUGUUUGGUGUUUAUCAAUCGUUCCACUCUAGAGGAUUAAAUAAAAGUCAAUACACAUACAGAUUAUGACCGGAUAUAUUGAAGAGACUUAAAUUUGUUAUCCGAUUGAAGACCAAUUAUGUUGGCCGCGUCGGAAAACAGCAGUUACAUCGCUGGUCCAGAUGGCGGGAGAGUAUUGGGUGCAAUCGCUGGCCUCGGCGUGCUAUUGUUAGUCUUUCUCUUGUAUAUAAACAAAAAAUGGCUGUGGGGUGGCGUGGGCGCGAUAAGCUGCUGCGACGAAAAUUGCCCGCCAGUGUCCACGCGCCCGGUGCCAUCCCCCACAGUGCCUUCGAGUCAACUUCCGCACGGAGCGCUCAAUGGCGGCGGCACUGUCACCAGUCCCAACGUCGGCAAGCCCACGAGCAAAUUAGUUAAAGAAUAUUCUUUCGAUGGAGGUGACUCGAGCAGUGAAUCGGAAAUGGGUGGACCUCGAGGCAAUUAUCAAAUGCCUUCAGGUGCCACAGGCCCAUACUAUCCGCCACGACAGGUACACGACCUGAUAUCGCUGGUGGAAAAGGGUCGUGUUGGUGUGAGCAGCAACAGCUCCUGCUGCAGUUCAACGACGAGUUCAGUCGGAGAGCGUCAUGGCGUCCCAGCGACGAAAGUCACCAGUGCGCAGGUCAACGCGAUGCAAUUACAGAGAACACCAACUGGUACAUUGCGGGAAACGAAAAUCGACAAUCAGGACUUGCACAGAAUAGACAAUGCCCCGGUCAGUAUGGACCACCACGCUACCGACAUCAAUAGCAACAGAGAUUGCAUUGUGGUCAUGGGUGAGGGCGAGGGCAGCGAGUUGGUGUCCUGUGUGGGGUCGGAACCGGAGGCACAACUGCUGAGUAAAUGCGGGCAUCUGGAGAUCGCGCUGCUGUACGACGCGCCCAUGCGGAAGAUGACCGUACAUGUAUUGCAGGCGCGCGACAUCCCCAGCCGGGAUCGCGGUCAACCCACACACACGCAGGUGCGGUUGAUACUGCUGCCCAGUAAGAAGCAGAAGCACAAAACGAAAAUCCGCUCCGGCGAUAAUCCGCAGUAUAUGGAAAGUUUCCUGCUUCAUCGUGUAAAUCCAGAGGACGUCAACUCAAUGGGAGUGCGUCUUCGGUUGUACGGCUGCGAGCGCAUGAAGAGAGAACGUCUCAUCGGUGAAGCCAUAGUCAGUUUCGCCAACAUCAAUUUGGAGUUGGAGAAUAAUUUCUGGCUUAAUUUGGAACCCCGUGCAAAUACUACAUUGAGCAGUGGUUGCACGGCGGAGCUCAUGAGUUUGGCCCGAUCGGAUAGCACCGGAUCUACGCAUUCCAUGCAACAUGGCGGUGUUCCGGAACUUCUCCUGGGACUGUGCUAUAACGCAACCACGGGACGUCUCAGCGUCGAGGUCGUAAAAGGAUCGCAUUUCAGAAACUUAGCAUUGAAUCGUGCACCGGAUACCUACGUGAAACUCCAUCUGGUGAGUAGCACUGGGCAAGAAUUGGCGCAGAGCAAAACAACAGUGAGAAGAGGGCAACCCAAUCCAUUGUUCAAGGAGACCUUUGUUUUUCAAGUGGCACUGUUCCAACUGGCGGACGUGACACUAAUGGUCUCCAUCUACAAUCGGCGGGGCGUGACCAAAAAGAAGGAGAUGGUUGGUUGGUUUAGUCUCGGAUUGAAUUCGAGCGGUGCCGAGGAGUUGGCACACUGGAUGGACAUGAAGGAGUUCCAGCAGGAGCAGAUUUGCCGGUGGCACGUCCUGGUGCGGUCAUAGCCCACCCGCUUGACAUAUCAUUUACCUGCUACCAACGAGCGUCGCGACUUCUUUGUAUUGAACCAUGACGACUGGAUUAUCGAAACCAACGAAGGUGAGUGCGACGCUGCGAUGUUUUGAAGCAACUAACAACAACCACCAAUUUGAACUUUAACUAUAUAUCUUAUUACCUAUACCUAUUACUACUUUUUGCGAAUACCAAAAACCAAACAAAAUGCAAACAUGCGCCUGUCGAAGACUGAACAGAAUGUUGAUAUAUUACGCAAACAAAUACACAAAGCAAAUAUAACGUUUUAAAACUAAUUACACAAACACAUUCGCAUUGAUAAACGGAUUGUGUGCAUGUGAAUGAUGAUGAUGAUUCAGAAUUUUAGCUUUUGACGGACCUAUUAAAAAUACGGAAGUAAAAUGCUGAAUGGAUGUGAAACAUAAAAGAGGACAACUAACAUUUGCCUUAUUAAUUAAAUAUUUUGUCUAGUACUUCAAGGAAGGCGUUAAUAUACCUAGAACUACGGUGUUUAUUAGUUAGGCGCUGAACUUCAAUAACUUAUCGUUAGAUGGAGCACCAUUAACUAAAUAUGCAAAUAAAAUCAACUGAACGAAAACAACAUACGAAAACAUCUAGCAGCGCAUACACAAACAAGCAUUUCCAACGUCUAUCAAUACUGGUUUUACAAGGUUAUUUUGCACCAAAUAUUCAUCAGAUGAAUUCUUUUAUUAAAUUACCUACAUCAACACUAUUGUUCUAAUCAAAGCUCAACUAAUCAUUUUAAUAUUAAAACAAUUAACAAACGAAUAUAAUACGACUAAUAACAUUCCAAACAUCAUGAUAAUCGUAAAUCAGUAAAUAAAUGAAAACCCCAUUAUCUCUUCGUGGAAGGAAAAUUAAAAUUCUGUUGUAUGAUUGAACAUUAACGAAAACAUUUUAAACGUGAAGUAAGGAGAAAAAUAAUGUACCAAGCACAAAUUAUCUGUAAGAUACAACUUUGUAAUCCUAUGAAUAACUGAAGUAAACAGUAACAAUAACCAAGAAGAAGGAAAUACGUAGGCUACCAAAAUAUUUACAAAGUAUAUAAUAUUCUGAAAUAGUCGAUGCGUAAUUUAGUCAUGCAAACACCUACGACCAUUAAACCACAUUCGGCCACCCUGAACUUUUACACACUCCAAUGUAAUAAUUCUUAACAUUAUACUAAUCUUACUCAACGUAACUUAUCCUAACUAUUUUCUUAUCUUGGCAAAUAAAUUGAGCUGUUAAUUGUCACAAAAGACGAGCUUUUAUAUAACAUACAACUUACUUAUUAAAUUUUCCACAUACAAAACCAAAUAUGUUAUGACAACGUUUGACUAACUGCGAAUGAGCAAAAGUUAAACCUAAUUAAACUUGUAAAUCUAAAGAUAAACACAACAAUUGGAAACCUACUUUAGGUAUGGUUACGAUGACGAUUAGAAAUUAAAAUACGAUUACGAUAACAAUUACCGAAAACCUUUGACUAUUUAUAGAAAGGUUUCUGGAUACGUCGCUAAAAUAGUAUUUAACACUAUUAUACACAUUUGUGUGAUGAUGAUUGUAUCCUGAAGGUGAUGAACGUUGAUAUCCGGACACAAUUGAUACUUGGGACAUUUUUACGAUGAUUGCGAUGAUUAUAAUCUAGAUUUAUGCGAGAAUUAUUGCUAACGAUGUACGCAUCCACUGUUAUACGGAUAGGGGCAUUACUAUUAAUAUAAACAUGCAUUAUACUUAAAUUAUCGAAGUAACACUUUGUAACGAUUAAUCUUUUACGCGGGGCGUUACGAAAAUCGAUCAUAAUAAGACCGUGUUGUUUAAUAUUAAGUACACCUCCAAAUCCAUUUCACAAUUAUCCAUGUUUGUGUGAUUGGAUUUUGAUGCAUCUUGGUUGAGUUUUUACUUUAUUUUCGUUUUUAGUUAUGGUUUUUCUAUGAUUUCUUUGUAUAAUAUUGUAAAAACUCACCAUAAGAAAUGCACCAUACAAUGAAAAAAACUUGUGAAACAUGUAAAUUUCAUAUUUGAAUACGUGAUAAAGUGCUUUUAAGCGGUCUUAUUAAUUUUGUGGGACGAUUUUCGAACGCCCAUCCAAUGGAAUGACACGUAUUGUUUCAAUUUAAUCUUCAUACCGAUCAACUGAACAAAACGCCUUGUUGAUAGAAAGACACCACGAUCCAAACGAGCAAGAACUCAUAAGUAACUUGUUACUAACCUAUUGCCCUCCACAAUUUUUAUUUACCAACGUAAUGAACGUAAUCAAGUAAAUAAUACAAUUGGAAAACGUAUGAAAUGAAAUGAUUUAUUUCACUUGAGCGUUUAUUAUUUUCAUUUUAAUGCAAGUGUAGGUAGGUAAAUAUUGGCGUGACAAAACAAGAACAAACACGAUUAUUAAUAUAAAAUGUCAAUUUGAUGUGUUCAGAAACGUAAACAAAUGUACGAGGGGUAUUUAUUUACACAUUUGGUUUCAAGCUGAAAGAAAUGUUGAGAAGGAAUGGGCAGAAAAUUUAACGAAUGUUAAGGGGAGGAGUUUAAAAAUUGAUAGUGAUAGAGAUAAUUGAGGCAAAAAUAUGUUAUGAUGGUAAACAACAAUAAGGAAUUAAGAAUGAAGAAUUUAAAGUAACUGUGGCAAAAAUAGAAAUUUAAGAUGAUAAGGACAAGAAAUGUUGAAAUCUAAUAUGGAGUACAUUUUAAAAAUUUAUUUAUUAUAAAAGAGCACAAUGCAAACUUAUCGAAAUUUGUUAUUUAGUUUUGUGCUCUGAAUUAGAUUUCAAAUUGAAAGAUGUAAAAAUUGUUUGUGGCGCUGAUAAAGACAAAAACUGUGUAAAGCACUAAAAAUAUAUUUAAUUAAACAAAAAAAAACAUUACAUAUACAUUAAACUUCAUGGAUAUUGUGGAUUUAAAAUAUGAUAAUGUUUACAAUAAUACAGUGUGUAAUUUAUAAUGGCAAACAUAUUAGCAGAUUGGCAGAAAACAAAAACAAAUUGGACUGUGAGCGAAUGUUAUAGAAUGAUAAAUAAUUUCAAUAACAUCUGCAUUUAUUUAUUAAAUACUAUAUUUGAUACUUGAGCAAAAUGUAUUUUUAUUCACUUAAAUGCAUUUAAUUAAAAUUACUUCUAUGUAAAUGUUUUUAUAUUAAUAACACAAAAACAAACAGAUUAUUUGCACAUAUUUUCAAUUUAGAGAUGUCGUUACAUGUUGUUGACAAUUUUAUUUAUAGUUUAAUGUUGAUUAGUUCUUUAAGUCUUUGGUGGAGAAUACAUGAAUAUAUUUUCGUAUUUAUAAGUAAUACCAACAUAUGUCGAAAAUGAAUGCACUUUUAAACUUACGACCUUCAUCUGAUUGUACGAUUGUUAUUCUAUUGUGCAUUACUUAUAAACUAAAUCGUAUUCUGAGCUCCCUCAAAACAGAAAACUAAACAAAAACACAAAUACAAAUUGAGGAUAAAACCAAAUAUGAAUAUUUAUAAAAUUACACGAUAUGGAAGAUAAAGAAAUUGAUAAUAUUGAUAUUUGUGGAGUGUGUGACUUUUUGUACCUACUGUUUUAUAUCAGAAUUCGACAGUAUUAUACGAUAUAAUUGUAAUUACAGACAUGAUGUACCACUGAAGUCGAAUAGAGGAUUGCGCAUCAAAUUGAGCGACAUACGUUGUCAUCAAAAUGAUACAGACGUACUGUGAACCAAACCAAUUCAAUAAAAAUACUCGAUUGUGAAUAUGUAUUAAGAUUGACUCUGGUUGUAUGUUGUUUGAUUAUAUUUAUUGUAUACAUACUCUGCACAGCUGAAUCACAAUCUGCACCAAAACUUAAUGUAUCUUUUUACUAUUGAAAUAAUUAAUUGUAUUCCACAUAUUUUGUACUAACAAAUAAAUAAAACCAUUUUAUUAAUGUCAUUCAAAACAAA